AUGGAGGAGGCACCAUUAUUGGUUAUGGAAGAAUCUACCUCAGAGGCUGAUUACAUGGCAGUGAAGAGCUUCAAGGAUGUCAAAUUUGUGUUGCGCAUAGAGACAGUGAAGUUAUGGAAGAUUGCAGCACCAAUGGCACUCUCAUCACUCUUUAAUUUUCUCACAAUUUCAUCACUCAACAUAUAUGCUGGCCAUCUUGGAGACAUUGUUCUCUCUUCAAUAUCUCUUUACUUUGGUGUAAUCAGUGCCAUCUAUUUUACUUUGCUGGUUGGUAUGUCAUCUGCAUUAGCAACACUAUGUGGACAAGCUUAUGGAGCAGGGCAAAUUCAAUCCACUGGAAUUUAUGUCCAAAGAUCAUGGAUUGUGUUAGUUAUGACCUGCAUAAUCCUCUUACCAACUCACAUAUAUGCAACAGAAAUCUUAAAGUUUCUUGGCCAAGACAAAGAAAUAGCAAAUCUUGCAGGCAAGUAUGCAAUGCAAGUAAUUCCCACCAUGUUCUCCUAUGCUAUUGGUUUUCCAAUUCAAAGAUUUCUUCAAGCACAGAGCAAGGUCAAUGUGAUCAUGUUCAUAUCACUUGUGUCACUAAUACUACAAAAUCUGUUGCUUUAUAUAUUCAUCUAUGCAAUGGAAUUGGGUACAACAGGGUUAGCUAUGGCCAAUAACAUCACAUGUUGGUUCAUGGCUUUGUCUCUUGUUGUGUAUGUUGCUGGUUGGUGCAAGGAAGGUUGGAGUGGUUUUUCUUGGUUGGCUUUCAAAGAUUUGUGGCCAUUUACUUGGCUAAGCCUUUCUUUAUCUCUUAUGAAUUGCUUGGAGCAAUGGAAUGGUACUUUCAUUGUGUUGCUUGCUGGUCAACUAGACAACCCUACUAUUUCUCUUGCUUCUUAUAAUAUUUGCUUCAAUGUCUGUGGUUGGUACACCAUGCUGAUGCUUGGAGUCAAUACUGCUAUAAGUGUUCGAAUCUCUAACACACUUGGGAUGUCGCAUCCAAGAGCAGCCAAAUACUCAUUCUAUGUGACAAUGUCUCAGUCUCUCUUCAUUGGAAUUUUAUUCUUGAUUUUUGUUUUGCUGAGCAAAGAGCAUCUAGCUCUCAUCUUUACCAACAGCGAGGAUAUGAUUAGAGCUGUGUGCGAUUUAGCAUACCUGCUUGCUGUAGCCAUUCUUCUUAGUAGUCUCUCACAAGUUAUAUCAGGUGUGGCAAUUGGGAGUGGAUGGCAAGUUAUGGUUGGAUACAUAAACUUGGCAUGUCAUUACAUUGUUGGACUCUCUCUUGGCUAUUUUCUUGGUUUCAAUAAACAUUUGGGGGUUAAGGGUCUGUGGGGAGGCACAAUGUGUGGCAGUAUCAUUCAGAUUUUUGUGCUUAUAGUCAUUAUUUGGAAGACCAACUGGACCAAGCAGGUAGAGCAAACAGCUAAUCGCAUGCGAAUAUGGGGCUCCAAGAAUUUCCAGAAGGACAUGAUCUAAAAUUGAAAGUGUGUUGGAUAUGUGUACUAUAACUGUAAUAUAAUAUUUCAUGGGGGAAUACUACGGUACAAAUGUUAGAUACAGAUAUUUUUUUUUAGUGCUUUUUAUAUUUUUUUUUUUGGACAGUGUGGUUUACA
Messenger RNA from Arachis stenosperma, 1598 nucleotides. Its product is annotated as protein DETOXIFICATION 34-like. The record is from RefSeq and is a predicted model, not a curated record. The transcript is spliced from 7 exons. Lineage: Eukaryota; Viridiplantae; Streptophyta; Magnoliopsida; Fabales; Fabaceae. Gene Ontology annotation, biological process: xenobiotic detoxification by transmembrane export across the plasma membrane. Gene Ontology annotation, cellular component: membrane. Gene Ontology annotation, molecular function: xenobiotic transmembrane transporter activity; antiporter activity. The coding region runs from base 1 to 1461 and encodes 486 amino acids.